Molecule: messenger RNA, 363 nt
Organism: Ipomoea nil (Japanese morning glory)
Lineage: Eukaryota; Viridiplantae; Streptophyta; Magnoliopsida; Solanales; Convolvulaceae
Product: BAG family molecular chaperone regulator 1-like
Exons: 4
Coding region: 1-363 (120 amino acids)
Biological process (GO): protein stabilization
Cellular component (GO): cytoplasm
Molecular function (GO): protein-folding chaperone binding; adenyl-nucleotide exchange factor activity
Source: RefSeq, a predicted model, not a curated record
AUGAUAGACGCCGGUGAAGAGCGCCGGCGUCGGCAGAAAAAGGAGUGGGAGAUGCGGCCAGGUGGAAUGCUGGUUCAGAAAUGGAACCCAGAUUCCGAUAACCACCCGUCGCCACCCACCAUCCUGGUCCAGGUUAAGUACGGGUCAGUUUACCAUGAAAUCAAUAUCAGCUCCCAAGCUACUUUUGGGGAUUUGAAAAACAUGUUGUCUGGCCUGACAGGAUUGCACCACCAAGAUCAGAUGUGGUUGUUUAAGGAUAAAGAGAGAAAUUUCAAUGCCUUUCUUGAUGUCCCCAACGUGAAGGACGAGUCUAAGAUGGUUUUAGCUGAGGACCCAAAAUGGUCGCCGCUCCGUCAACGGUGA